AUGGAAAAUUACACACAGCCCUCUACUGACUUCAUCCUCCUGGGCCUCUUCUCCCCAUCAAGGACUGGCCUUGUUCUCUUCACUCUCACCAUCGCCCUUUUCCUGAUGGCGCUGGCUGGCAACCUGUGCAUGGUCCUGCUCAUCCUCCUGGACGCCCACCUCCACACACCCAUGUACCUCCUGCUCAGCCAGCUCUCCCUCAUGGACCUCAUUUACGUCUGCACCACUGUGCCCAAGAUGGCAUCCGGGUUCCUAUCUGGGAACAAGUCUAUCUCGUUCAUUGGCUGUUAUAUUCAGAGUUUUUUCUUCUCAAAUUUAGCAAGUGCAGAAGCACUGAUUCUGAUGUCCAUGGCCUAUGACCGUUACGUAGCUAUCUGCUUUCCUCUGCACUACUCCAUCCGCAUGAACAAUAGGACAUGUCUCCUGAUGAUUGUGGGAUCGCUGACAGUGGGUGUUGUCAAUGGCUGUGCCCACACAUCGUAUGUCUUUCACCUUCCAUUUUGUGAGCACAGAGUUAUCAAUCAUUUCUUCUGUAAUGUCCCUGCCAUGUUGACACUAACCUGCAUAGAUACCAGGAUUUAUGAGUACAUCUUAACUUUAAGUGCCAGUCUAAUUCUCCUGAUUCCUUUCCUGGGUAUCCUUUUGUCCUAUGGUCUGGUCCUACUUGCUGUCUACCGCAUGCGCUCCCGGGAGGGCAGGAAGAAGGCCUACUCAACCUGCAGCACCCACCUCACUGUGGUGACUUUCUACUAUGCCCCGUUUGCUUAUACUUACCUCCGCCCAAAGUCUCUCCGAUCUCCAGCAGAGGACAAGGUCCUGGCUGUCUUCUAUUCUAUCCUGACACCAAUGCUCAACCCUCUCAUCUACAGCCUGAGGAACAAGGAGGUGACGGGGGCUCUGGGGCGAGUGAGUCAGAGGAUCUGUGCUGUGAAGAUGUAG
This is a messenger RNA of Octodon degus (degu), 939 nucleotides long. Its product is annotated as olfactory receptor 2L3-like. Gene Ontology annotation, cellular component: membrane. Lineage: Eukaryota; Metazoa; Chordata; Mammalia; Rodentia; Octodontidae. Gene Ontology annotation, molecular function: olfactory receptor activity; G protein-coupled receptor activity. Gene Ontology annotation, biological process: G protein-coupled receptor signaling pathway. The record is from RefSeq and is a predicted model, not a curated record. The coding region runs from base 1 to 939 and encodes 312 amino acids. The transcript has a single exon.